Messenger RNA from Hippopotamus amphibius kiboko, 1440 nucleotides. It is a transcript of the gene CRELD2, whose product is annotated as cysteine rich with EGF like domains 2. NCBI's taxonomy places the organism in Eukaryota, Metazoa, Chordata, Mammalia, Artiodactyla, Hippopotamidae. The record is from RefSeq and is a predicted model, not a curated record. The transcript has 10 exons. Gene Ontology annotation, molecular function: calcium ion binding. The coding region runs from base 145 to 1212 and encodes 355 amino acids.
GGGCCCCAGCCGGCGCCGACAAGGGUCCCCGGGAACGGCCGGCGCCGCGGAGCCGCUGGGCGGCCGGACGCCGGAGGGCUCGGUCGGUUCCCGCUGGACCUCGGCCUGUGCCCGCGGCCGCGCUCCCGCCCGCCUCGGCCCGCCAUGCGCCCGCCGGCCCCGGCCGCGCUGGGGCUGCUGCUGCUGCUGCUGCCGCCGCCGCCGCCGCCCGCCGAGGCCGCCAAGAAGCCGACGCCCUGCGGCCGCUGCCGGGAGCUGGUGGACAAGUUCCACAGGGGAAUGGUGGACACGGCCAAGAAGAACUUCGGUGGCGGGAACACGGCUUGGGAGGAAAAGACGCUGUCCAAGUAUGAGUUCAGCGAGGUCCGCCUGAUGGAGAUCGUGGAGGGCCUGUGUGGUUCCAGUGACUUCGAGUGCAACCAGCUGGUGGAGGAACACGAGGAACUCCUGGAGGCCUGGUGGCUGAGGCUGAAGAAGAAGUAUCCCGACUUAUUCGAAUGGUUUUGUGUGGAAACACUGAAAGUUUGUUGUUCUCCGGGAACCUACGGGCCACACUGCCUGGCGUGCCAGGGUGGGUCCGAGCGGCCCUGCAGCGGGAACGGUCACUGCAGCGGAGACGGCAGCAGAGAGGGCGAUGGGUCCUGCCAGUGCCACCUGGGGUACCAGGGGCCGCUGUGCACCGGCUGCAUGGACGGCUACUUCAGCUCGCUGAGGAACGAGACGCACAGUAUCUGUUCAGCCUGUGACGAGUCCUGCAAGACGUGCACGGGCCCCACCAACAGAGACUGCGGCCAGUGCGAAGUGGGCUGGGUGCAGGAGAACGGUGCCUGCGUAGACGUGGACGAGUGCGCGGCGGAGCCGCCGCCCUGCGACGCCCAGCAGCACUGCGAGAACACCGCCGGCUCCUUCGCCUGCGAGGAAUGUGAUUCUACCUGCGUGGGCUGCACGGGCAAGGGUCCCGGACGGUGUAAAGAGUGCAUCCCCGGCUACACGAAAGAGAGCGGCCAGUGCGCAGACAUUGACGAGUGCUCGCUGGCAGAAACGCCCUGUCUGAGGAAGAAUGAAAACUGCUACAACACCCCUGGGAGCUUUGUCUGCGUGUGUCCCGAGGGCUUCGAGGAGGCCGAGGACGCCUGUGUGCAGACGGGGCCUGCGGGGGCCGAAGUCACAGAAGCAAGUCCAACACAGCCACCCUUCCGUGAAGAUUUAUGACGUGUGUCCACGUCGGAAGCCACACCCGCCCUUUAAAUUAUUCAGACUGUCGUCCUGGACAUGGCUCCGCGUCACCCCAUCGCCCCAGGGGAAGCUGUCUUCUUUGAAACAGCUGAUGUUCAUUUGAUCUUUAAAAAAGCUGUAUUUCUAGGUUGUUCUUAAACAGAUUUGUAUAUUUUGAUACUGUUCUUUAUAAUAAAAUUGGCUACUGAAAGUAGUCGGGCAGAG